This is a messenger RNA of Trichoderma aggressivum f. europaeum, 2886 nucleotides long. RefSeq lists its product as uncharacterized. Gene Ontology annotation, biological process: positive regulation of rRNA processing; positive regulation of transcription by RNA polymerase I. The record is from RefSeq and is a predicted model, not a curated record. The transcript is spliced from 3 exons. NCBI's taxonomy places the organism in Eukaryota, Fungi, Ascomycota, Sordariomycetes, Hypocreales, Hypocreaceae. Gene Ontology annotation, cellular component: nucleolus. Gene Ontology annotation, molecular function: RNA binding; protein binding. Bases 1 to 2886 code for a protein of 961 amino acids.
AUGGCGGGUAGCAAGCUCUCUAGGCCCCAGGAAGAAUCGACCAAAAAGAGAAAAAGGGACCUGAACGAGGCCGACGCGCGAUCAAAGAGAUCACGACCGCAGCAAGGCGACGAGGACGAACAGGCAGAGUCUCCAGCUGACGGAGACUCUGAAUCCGAUGAUAACCUUCAAAAUGGAGCGUUGUUGAGGUCAAAACGCAAUGGUGAUGAGAGUCUGAUUGGCCGUUCUUUUGAUGGAGAAACUGGCUGGAGAAUCUCCAAGCCCAUGGGCGGUAGAAUGCUCGACAUUGAUCCAAUCCUUACUCAAGAUGACCAAUACCUUAUCUUGACAUACAACACCUCCAUUCAGGUGUACACAGCUAGCGACUCGCUACUCUUGAGACGAAUCCCGAUAGGCGCCGCCGAUGCCUCUUCGUCAAAGGGCACAUCUCCUGCGAACAUUGUUGCGACCAAACUGUCCAUUCAGAACCCCGAAUACCUCUGGGUUGCCUGCUCAGAUGGUCAACUUUACUAUGUCCACUGGACAGAGACCGCCGAGACACACCAGAGCUUCCAGACGGUGACGGGCACGGCUCAUGCAAUCACGGUGACCUCGACCGAGGUUUCGGGCUCAAAGGCCGAUGUUGUCGUGGUAUCUGAAUCAACCAAAUCAAAUCGGAUGGAAUUGACCGCAUAUGGCGGGGAUAUUCUCUCAUCUCCGCUCUCAAAGGCCAUUUUGAGCACCAAGAAGUCGGGCAAUGGCUUGCACUUGAUCGAGUCGAGCCAGGAUGGCCUAGUCUUGGUCGGUGCUCUCAAUGACUCUUUAUUCCUUGGUGUAGCUUCACACAAGCAACCAACCGGCUUUGAGCAGCUGCAAUACGACUUCUUUUCAUUCGACGUGCCCGAUAUCAUCACCACUCUCGAUUUCAGAGUUUAUCCAACUUCUGCCUUGAACAAGUCCAAGGGGCGGCGUGACUCUGAGAACGUCGUGGACAUUAUUGUUGGUGGUGCACGAGGAGCUAUCUAUCUCUACCAUGAUGCUCUCUCUCGAAGCCAAUCACUUGGAAAGUCCAAUUCCUCCAAGGAGGGCAUCCAAGCCCAGAAAUUCCACUGGCACCGAAAGGCAGUCCAUUCCGUCAAAUGGUCUCGAGACGGUAACUACAUGAUAUCUGGAGGUUCUGAAAACGUCCUUGUACUGUGGCAGAUGGACACCGCCAAAAAGGAUUUCCUCCCACACCUGUCAGGCAGUGUAGAAAACAUUGUUGUUUCUACCAGCGGAUCAUCCUACGUUGUGCAUCUUGAUGACAACUCAACGAUGAUCUUAUCCACUGCUGAACUUAAGCCGACCACAUAUAUUUCCGGCAUUCAAUCCGCCGCCGCCGAGGCUUCGACACCCAAAGACUUGCUCGUGCAGCGCGUUUGGUCAGUAGAGGAUAAAGUGCGACGACCCAUACCUGCUGCAAUCAACGCAGCGGAGCCGUCCAAGCUUCAUGUCUGCGUCGGCAACGGUCGUCAGGCAACAAUGACUGGAGAGUUCUCGGCGCCCCUGUUGCAGUCUUUUGACCUCGAAACUUUUACGAGCAUCUCCAAACAGGCAUUGGCUCGGACACAACCCACAGACGUCAACUUGACCAACAAGGGCUACGCCAUUGAAGAGCCUGUCGUCACGCACAUUGCCUUUUCUGCAGAUGGAAAGUGGCUGGCCAGUGUCGAUGACUGGACUCCUACAAAUAGAGAUGUCGCAACGGUUAGUGGCGAGGUCGGCGACCAGUUCCUCAAGGAGAGGCACGAGUCAUACCUCAAAUUUUGGCAAGUCAACGGCGAGGAUAACUCAAUUGCUCUUGUAUCUAGGAUUAAUGCGCCUCAUGCAACGAGCCAUCCCGAGACUGUCCUUGAUCUUGCAUCAAACAAUGCCUCAACUUGCUUUGCCACUAUUGCUGGAGAUGGCAUUGUUCGUCUAUGGCGACCAAAGGCUCGCCAGCAAGAAGGCUCACGAAAAACAGACGCUAACGUGGAAUUCACUUGGGUUUGUUCCCGGAUAAUUCCCAUUGGCGAUGGACUUGGUGUCGUCACAGACAUCCCCAGCGACGCGUCUGUUCCUGCGCAGGCCCAAGCCCGCCUCGCAUUUUCGGAAGACGGUUCUACUCUGUUUGCCGCAUUUGGCGCUCUCGACACGGGAGCCGUGUAUGUUAUCAAUGCGGCCUCUGGCGAAGUCGUCAAGAUUCUAGAGGGCCUCUGGAAGGGACAGCUGCACUCAUUGCGAGUCCUGUCACAGUAUCUAAUUGUGCUUUCUGAGGAGCUGCAUGUCUAUGAUGUUGUGAGCGACGAUUUACGGUAUGGAAUUGUGGUUCCCAAGACUGGAGCCGACGAGCUGCUACAGCUUGCCGUCGACUCGACAUCCGGCCACUUCGCCGUCACUCUUCCUCUCGGAAACACCUCUAGCAUAGGAGUCUUCCACCCCAGCGAACCUGAGCCGCUCAUUGUUUGCAACACACCCCAUCGAAUCGUGAGCCUUAUUUCGGUACCCGGCACCAGUGGCUUUGUCGCGCUUGAUGAUGUCGCCCAGAUCUGGACCAUUACCGAAGGCUCCAACGCGUCAACCAUCUUGGCUGCUCAGCCCCUUCAGGAUCUGAGACUCGAUAAUGCUUCUCAGGAGGCUGAUAAUAACAAGUUGGCCGUCCUUUUGGGUGGAGAUGCUGAAAGCGAUGAUGAGAUGGGGGAGGCCCAGAACGCAGACGAGGAUGUGGAGAUGGACGACGACGACGUCCAGACCAACAUUAUACCCCAACAAUACCUGGCAGACAUUUUCGACGCUGCCCCCGCCUUUGCCGGAGCUUCGAUCGAAGACAUGUUUUACAAGGUCACUGGUCUCCUUGCGACCAAGCCACUGUCGGCUACUUCUGUAUAA